This is a messenger RNA of Cucumis sativus (cucumber), 1446 nucleotides long. RefSeq lists its product as uncharacterized. The record is from RefSeq and is a predicted model, not a curated record. Bases 72 to 1085 code for a protein of 337 amino acids. NCBI's taxonomy places the organism in Eukaryota, Viridiplantae, Streptophyta, Magnoliopsida, Cucurbitales, Cucurbitaceae. The transcript is spliced from 7 exons.
GGUUUAAGAUUAUAUUAAGAUUUAGAUUGGUUUGAUGAAGUGAAAGUUGUGGGUUUUACUUCUCUUCCAUCAUGAAUUCGGUAAUCACAAAAUCUACGGCGGUGCUAUAUCACUAUCCAUGUCCCGACGGCGCUUUCGCCGCUCUGGCAGCUCAUCUCUACUUCUCCACUGUUUCUAAAAACCAAUCACCUCUUCUCUUUUUCCCCAAUACUGUCUAUAAUCCCCUCAGACCCGACCAGCUUCCCCUCCAUCAAAUUGCCGACGUUUACCUUUUGGACUAUGUGGGUCCUUUUGGAUUUGUGCAGGACAUCUCUUCUAAAGUUAACAGAGUGAUUAUACUGGACCACCACAAGACGGCUCUUGAAAAGCUCACUCAUGAUUGUUCAAUUGGUGAAAAUGUGAUUAAAGUUAUUGAUAUUCAGAGAAGUGGAGCUACUAUUGCUUUUGACUAUUUCAAGCAAAAGCUUGUACAAGAUGCUGUCGCCAACUUUGAUGUUGAUGUUGGUUCUUCUUCCCAACACAAAGUGCUGAAUGAAUUUGAACGUAUGAGGAAACUUUAUGAAUAUAUUGAGGAUGGGGAUCUUUGGAAGUGGAGUCUUCCAAAUAGUAAAGCUCUAAGCAGCGGUUUGAAAGAUUUGAAUAUUGAGUUUGAUGCUCUCUUGAAUCCUAAUUUAUUUAAUCAGUUACUAUCUCUGGAUAUGGAGACUAUGAUUAGUCAAGGAAUAGUGAGUUUAUCUCACAAACAAAAAUUAAUAGACGGUGUUCUGAAUCAAUCAUAUAGCAUUACACUCGGUGGUGGAGCUUUUGGACGUUGUCUGGCUGUUGAUGCAGAUUCUGUUUCAGAACUAAGAAGUGAAUUAGGACACCAAUUGGCUACUAAGAGUCAAAACUUAAACUUCAGAGGCAUUGGGGCUGUUGUAUACCGAGUCCCUGAACUUGGGAAUGACCAGAUGUUGAAAAUAAGUCUUAGAAGUGUGAACGAAGAAGACACAACUCCCAUCUCACAGGAAUUUGGAGGUGGUGGCCAUAGAAAUGCAAGCUCCUUCAUGUUAAGCUCUACAGAAUUCCAGAAAUGGAAGAUUUGAACACACAGAAGUAAGCAAAAGGCUGAUUUCAUGUGCGCUAGUCUUUCAUUGAAGGUAACGUUAUAUCCUUGGGACAUAUCAGCAUUAUGGGAGGUGAAAUGAGUAAGUUGUUAUACUCUAAAUUAUAGAAGGUGUGCUAAAGCUUGGAAUAAAUCUCAAGGAUUUCAUGUGGGUAGGAUGUGAGAUAGUGUUAAUGGCUGAACUUAUAUGUGAAAUGAAUACGUUGUCAUGAAUUGAAUUCUAUCUACACAGACCAAUCUUGGCAGUGUUCGAGAUGGGUGGUGGAGGAUCUUGUGAAACUUAUCGAUAAUGGCUUCCUGUCAACUUAUCAAUAAGUAAGUGUGUUUAUUGCUUGUGGAUA